This is a messenger RNA of Porites lobata, 2258 nucleotides long. Lineage: Eukaryota; Metazoa; Cnidaria; Anthozoa; Scleractinia; Poritidae. The record is from the annotation of a GenBank genome assembly.
CUGGAUUCUAUACCUUGCGUUGAAACAAUAACGCUGAUGAACAACUUUCUUUUCUUUUUAAUAUUAUUUGAUGUCUGUAGUUUGAAAUUAACAGUCACAGGCUGUCAGAGAAGAUGCGAACAAAGCAGAGGAAGUAUUGCUGAAACGGGCAUGAAACAUCGUGCUAUACAGGGACACAGCUUCAAAAAUUAUACGCUGUCGAAAGCGUAUGCCUGUCAUGUAAAAUGCUUCGAAGAGAAAUGUAAAUGCCAGGCGUACCAAAUAGGAAAAAAUCAGUGCGAAUUGCUGGAUGAAGACAGAUUUUCUGCCCCCGAAGACUUUGUCGAAGCAGAUGGAUACGUUUAUUUUGAUAUGAGUAGAGAAUACGUCAACCAGGUAACCAAUAAAUCGUAACGACUUUCAUUAAAGUGCACCAAAAACAAGUAAAUUAGGGACCUCAGGCUUUUGCCAAAACAAAUGAAAGGAUUGAGAGUCGCCUUGAGGUUGUCAUGAUCGCGUUUUGUUAGGACCUCAUGGUUUUGAUAGGCUAACACUUAAUUGUUUAACACGCACCUCAGUUCUCAUACUCAUCUUUUUCCCAUCUAAAAGGAAAUGUUUUCAAAUUUUGUGUGUCCCUCUUAAAAAAUGCGUUCAAUUUGUUAAUUAUUAAUUACAUCAUCCUCGUUUUUUACAUAAGAGGCUUACAGUUCUUUACAUGGUGUAUGUUUUCCGAAUUGCCUAAUUAGGUAAUUCACCAUUUAUCUCAGUCAUUUCAAGGACUCCUUGUUUAGCCUCUUCUCGUAUUUUAUAAACGAGAAAAACCAACGGAAAGGAAACAAUACCUUCACAGAUAUUUUUUUAUUCUUGGCACUGUCAAUUUAUUAAUAAAAGGAUUGUUUUAGGCCGGAGAGUACAUAUUUCGGAUUUGCAUGUGUGUGUGUGUUUAUAUUUAUUUAGUUAUAAGAAGCUGACUUAAACAGCUACAUCUUCUUUGGGGACAAUUGACGGAUGCGAAAGCCGAUUGCCACUGUUUACAGUGGAACAUUUUUAGUUUGCUUCCAUUUUUUUCUCAGGCGUACAAGAAAAUAUAUCUCACCAUCAAACAUGUGGUGCUUGCGAUAGUGUGGAAGGACUGGGCGCAUUUUGAUUUUGCUACGUUAAAAAAUCAAGAUUUUGGCAAACCUAAAAGUUGAGCUUCCAUAAUGAUACUGAUAAUAAAGAAACAAAUUUAGACCGUCGCAGAAAUGAGUGCCUGUAAACUACCAUGCAUGGAUAAGCUAAGUGCACUUUCCACUAAAAAAAAAAGCCGUUAAACCUUUUUAAACCUUUGACUAGAGAUUUUAUGAAUGAGAUGAGCGAAAAUUGUCAAAACUAUAACUAUUCAUUUAUCAUGGUAAUUAUAGUUUCUACCAGCACUUUUAACACACCUUCCCUUGUUGUACAUCUAAAAGACAUCUGCAAAAGAGGCUUGCAAAGGGCAACUUUGCAUUAACCAGUGCUGCAAUCAAAAUCCAUGUGCCCACGGAGGGAUCUGCACACACCUAUGUGAUGUAGCCAAACAAAAGUUCAACUGUACAUGCUCUGAGCGAUAUUUUGGCAGAUAUUGUGAAAGGCAGAGAGCAACAUCUUGCAAAGGGCAACGGCAGAAAAAGGAAGGGAGCAAGUCAGGAGUCUAUCAACUGUUUGACCCAGCAACUAAUUCCAUGUACGAGGUCUUUCGUGAUAUCGACUCUGAAAAGAGAUUCGUUUGGACUCUGAUAGAAUCUUUCAGCCUUCGCAAUAAUAAUGAAUUUGGGGAUAAAGCAUUCUACAAAAACUAUCCGAUAAAUCAGAAAGAAUUUACUUGGAGCAAGUUUCGUUUAUCUCGCGCUUUUAUGAUGGCCACAGCAAACGACUCAACUCACGUUCGAGCAACGUGCAACUUUGAUAGUGAAAAACGCAACUACAGAGAUUACUUAAGAGCCAAGUUAAGUGAACUCAAUGUUAUGCAUUUUAAUUCUAUCGAAUGCAAAAAAUUUGAAUUCGUUAGCGUUCGAGGAUAUAACUGUAGCAACUGCACAGCCCUUUUUGGCCAAUCUGACUAUAUGCAUGCGCACACCGAUUCUUAUUGGGGUUCGCAACAACAGUAUAAAUGCCAGUUUACCAGCGCAUUAGCAGGUGCUGUUAAGAGACCUGGAGGCGAAGAUAACUUCGGUCAUUAUGAAACAGUCAAUCUGAAUCACACAUGUACGUUGAGUGAUGAUUCUACUACUCAGUGGUGGUUUGGAGUACAUGAAUGA